Cavia porcellus (domestic guinea pig) is the source of this 855-nucleotide messenger RNA. It is a transcript of the gene Tnfsf10, whose product is annotated as TNF superfamily member 10. Gene Ontology annotation, biological process: immune response. The record is from RefSeq and is marked provisional. Lineage: Eukaryota; Metazoa; Chordata; Mammalia; Rodentia; Caviidae. Gene Ontology annotation, cellular component: membrane. Gene Ontology annotation, molecular function: tumor necrosis factor receptor binding.
AUGUCCUCCGUGCAGACCCUCGGGGGCCCCAGUCCUGGGCAGACCUGUGUGCUGAUUCUGAUCUUCACCGUGCUCCUGCAGUCCCUCUGUGUGGCGGUGACUUACAUUUACUUCACCAAUGAACUGAAACAGAUACAGGAGUACUCCAAAAGUGGCAUCGCAUGUUUCUUAAAGGAGGACGACGGUUCCUGGGAUCCCCAGGAUGAUGACAGUAUGAACAGCCCCUGCUGGCAACUCAAAUGGAAACUACGUCAGUUUGUUAGAAAGAUGAUUUUGACAGCCUUUGAGGAGACCAUUCCUACAUCUCAAGAAAGUCAAGUAAGCCUCACCCAAAGGCAAGACAGAGGACUACAGAGAGCCGCAGCUCACAUAACAGGGACCACUCGGAAAAGUACCAAGUCCAUCGACCGAGCAUCUAAGAAUGAAAAGGCCUUGGGCUACAAAGUAUUAUACUGGGAGUCAUCAAGGAAAGGACAUUCAUUCCUGAAUAAUUUGCACUUGAGGAAUGGCGAGUUGGUUAUCCACCAAGCAGGGCUUUAUUACAUCUAUUCCCAAAUAUACUUUCGCUUUCAAGAAAGUGAAGAAACUUCAGCUUCAAAAGAAGAGAGAAGGAAAAACAAACAAAUGGUGCAAUAUAUUUACAAAUUCACAAACUACCCUGAGCCUAUAAUGCUGAUGAAGAGUGCGAGAAACAGUUGCUGGUCCAAAGAGUCCGAAUAUGGACUGUAUUCCAUCUAUCAAGGAGGCGUGUUUGAGCUUAAAGAAAAUGACAGAAUUUUUGUCUCUGUAACUAAUGAAAGCUUGAUUGACUGGGACCAAGAAGCCAGUUUUUUCGGCGCCUUUUUACUUAGCUAA